Messenger RNA from Klebsormidium nitens, 1967 nucleotides. The record is from the annotation of a GenBank genome assembly. NCBI's taxonomy places the organism in Eukaryota, Viridiplantae, Streptophyta, Klebsormidiophyceae, Klebsormidiales, Klebsormidiaceae.
AUUGAACUUUGAGCAGUUCUUUGAGGUCUUCGCAUGCAGCAAUUCGACCGGGGGCAAAGGCAAAGGCAAAGGCAAGCCGAUGUCACAAAUUGGCAAUCAAAAUACCAUAGCAAAGGUGUUUCUGUCUCCAAGUGGCUGGUUUUUCAAGGAAACCCUUGGUGCAUAGCUCAGAAUUGUGCUUUCUCUGAUCGCGCGCUUUCUUAUAUCUAAUUUGUCGUAGCCCCGAAAGGCCACAUUUUUCAUAGACAGACGUGUCCUUUUGCAUUUGAUGCCCAGUAUGGCCGCCAGUCCAAGGACAACCAAGGGAACAACCGCAGGGGCGGAGAAUGAGGACGUGCUUGCGGGGCGCAGUGGCAGGGUGGCGGGGAAGGCCCACGACCAAGCUCCUCUUCUGGAGGCAGGCCAGGGUGGCGAGAGAAGCUCAGCAGCGCCAAGUCACUCUUUCACCAUUGUGGCGGUGCUCAUAGCGGCGCUGGGCCCGCUCUACUUUGGGUACUCGCUUGGCUACACGUCGCCGGCCCUGCCCGCCAUUGAGAGCCAGCUGGAGCUGACCACCGGGCAAGCAAGCUUCUUCGGAGCACUGGUCAACAUUGGAGCAAUGAUGGGGAGCCUCAGUUCAGGAGCGGUGGCAGAUGCAAUUGGGCGCAAGGGAGUGCUGGCGGUGGCGGCGUGUCCUGGCGUCCUGGGCUGGCUCAUCAUUGCCCUUGCGCAGGACCCUCUGGCACUGUAUAGCGGCCGCCUGCUCUGCGGUUUUGCCACAGGGACCUUCUCCUUUGCGGUGCCCAUUUACAUCGCUGAGGUGUCUCCCAGCCACUUGCGCGGCGGCCUGGGUGCCGUCAACCAGCUGGGGAUCACAAUCGGGAUCGUGCUGGUCUACGCCCUCGGCAUGCUCAUCCACUGGCGCACUCUCGCCUUCAUCGGCGUGCUGCCGAUGGGCGUCCUCCUGCUGGGCCUCACCGUCCUUCCCGAGAGCCCGCGCUGGCUGGCGAAGAACGAGUACCAGGCGCGCCUGGUGGCGGCCCUGCGCCAGCUGCGGGGAGCGGAGUGCGACACGCGUACCGAGAUGCAGGAGAUCCAGGAGGCGGCUCGCCAGUCGUCUGCACAGCCGCGCGCCACGCUGCGGGACCUGUUCAAGCGAGACCUCACGUGGCCCCUCGUGGCGGGCGUGGGCCUGAUGGUGCUGCAGCAGUUCUCGGGGGUGAACGCCGUCAUGUUCUACAGCGGCACCAUCUUCCGCGCCGCCGGGGUCCACUCCGCCGACGCGGCCGCCUUUACCUGCGGCCUCCUCCAGGUGUUCAUGACGGGGCUGGCGGUGUGGCUCAUGGACAAGGCCGGGCGCCGCCUGCUGCUCAUGGUGUCGGCCGGGGGCAUGGCCGUCAGCAGUGCGGCGCUGGCCUACUCCUUCUGGCUCCCGCCGGGCAGCCUUGCGGCCAGCUACCUGGCCAUCGCCAGCCUGCUCGUGUACAUCGCGGCGUUCUCGCUGGGCAUGGGCGCCGUGCCGUGGAUCAUCAUGAGCGAGAUCUUCCCGGUGCACGUGCGCGGCCUGGCCGGCAGCUGCGCCACCCUCGUCAACUGGACCGCCUCCUUCACCGUCACCCAGACCUUCCAGUACCUCCUCCUCUGGAGCGCGCCCGGUGCCUUUCUUCUUUACGCUGUCGAGUGCGUAGUCACGGUGUUCUUCGUUUCGUACUUUGUACCGGAAACGCGGGGAAGGACGCUGGAAGAGAUCGAAGCCUCUUUCAAAACACUGUAGCCGCUGCCAAACAGGUGUACCAAACAACGAUUAGUGGGGUAUUAUGCGAAUCCUCGUCUUCUUAUUUCCGUGCACGACACCAAUUGAUUAAAGAAAGGAUCGUUGGUCUGGCUGUCGCACUUGUUUCGCCCCGUGUCGAUGCUGUUGGCAGCUAGCUUUCACUGACAGAUGGAGGCUCUCAUGACCAACGUGCAGCCGGACAGGUGCAGGCCAC